Ipomoea triloba (trilobed morning glory) is the source of this 1177-nucleotide messenger RNA. Its product is annotated as putative F-box/LRR-repeat protein 23. Lineage: Eukaryota; Viridiplantae; Streptophyta; Magnoliopsida; Solanales; Convolvulaceae. Bases 181 to 972 code for a protein of 263 amino acids. The transcript has 2 exons. The record is from RefSeq and is a predicted model, not a curated record. Gene Ontology annotation, molecular function: protein binding.
AGUCCUAGCCUAAUUUGCCCGACUUCUCUUCCCCUUCCCAAAAACUUGGGGUUGCUCAUCGACAACUUCUCUUCCCCUUCCCAAGUUUCAACCCAAUUUCCCGUCGAUCGAGUUUCUUUCCGUGCUAGUAUAUAGAUAAUCGAUACUCCAUUAACACCACAGCAGUGAGCAGUAUAGACAAUGGCAAAUCCAGCCGAUAGGGCGGUGCCGUGGGUGGAUCUUCCGCGGGAAUUAACGGUAAACAUUCUGCAAAGGUUGAGUGUGGAGGAUAUUUUCCAGAGUGCACAGGUGUGUACUGCCUGGUGGAGGCUAUGGCGAGACCCCUCCAUGUGGCGCUGUGUUGACUUGAUGAAUGUAGUAGAUGAGCCGGGUAAACGACGGGACUGGUAUAAGAUUUGCAGAGAAGUAUUGAAUCGCAGCGAGGGGCAACUUAUUUCCAUCAAACUAGGGCACUUUGCUUCUAAUCGUCUGCUCUUCUACAUUGCUCAGAGAGCAAAACAGCUGAAACAUCUUGGUAUUAGGUCCAACCAUGUUUAUGAUAGAGGUUUUAGUGAAGUUGUUAAUGAGUUUCCACUGUUGGAGGAGCUACAACUUGAACGCUGUUGCAUUUCUAAGAAAGGCAUUGUAGCUGCUGGACAGUCUUGCCCUUUCCUCAACUCAUUUUCCUUUAUCAAGUUAAGUUUUAAUGGAUUCCUAUGCAAACCAUCUGAUGAGGAGGCUGUUGCCAUUGCAGAAAACAUGCAUGGGUUGAAACACCUUACACUUGUUGGAAAUGAAAUGACAGAUAAAGGCGUGGAGGCCAUACUUGAUGGUUGUCCUCGCCUUCAAUCUCUCAACUUAGACCACUGUAAUAAUGUUAAGCUUGAAGGGGAGUUGGGGAAGAGAUGCUCUCAACAGAUUAAGGACCUCAACCACACUCAAAGUCAUCUUGGCUAUUUUCACGAUCUUUUUUAUGAUAUAUAUCCCAGUUGACUUUGAUGAAAUUGACGUCUGUGAGGUUGUAGCUUGGGUAGUCGGAUUGUGAGCACUAUAUAUACCUCCAUUUCCUGCUAUUCACUCUCAAUUCUCUUCUUUUUGUGGACUCAUAAGGAUUGUUCUUAAUUUUACGUCUUAAAUUAUAGUACGUUUUGGUUUGUUGGAUAUAUGGUGUUACUUUUAUCCUACCCACAUUUCACAU